AUGAAUAAAUUUGAUGUUGUGGUUGUUGGAGGCGGCAUAGCUGCGUUGGAGCUCUCCGACCGUGAUGCAAGAAUCGCUCUCGUCACUGGCGGCAACUACGUCAAGCGCAUCAAGAACAUCGAAAUCCUUUCUUCUGGAUUAGUCGAGUACGACCUAGAGGAAUGUCUCGUCCAAGAAGCGCCUUUUGCCAAAGCAAACGACCGAAACAACAAAACUGGUCAAAAAUCCAAUGAGGCGGAAUUAAAGGUUUUCGGCGAAAGAGCUAUUGCAAUUAACAAAGAGAACAAAAUCGUCAGAUUGGCGAGCGGAAACGACUUGUUUUACCGAAAACUGGUUCUCUGCACCGGCGCCGUUCCUCGAAAAGUACCUUCGCUGACGAGUCCAGAGCUUGUUCUGUCUUUACGUGACACAGAGUCUGCACUUCUUCUUGAGCGAAAGCUACAGAACUCCAAGAAAAUUGCUAUUUUUGGCGAUGGGGGUAUAGCACUUGAGCUGGUGCACAAUCUCAAGCAUGUGGAAAUUGUUUGGUGCUCGAGAGAAAAAAGCUUUGGCCAAAAGUUUCUCGAUCCUGUGGCCAUGGAGUUUUUGCUAGAAUCGGCAGAGCAGAAAAAUGACGAGAAAAAGCCAAAGGUGGAAACGAAAAAUUGCUCUUAUCACGAGUACACGGUUCCAAACGUCAUCGGAGCAGAAGUCUGCCAGUCUGCCGCUCUCGGCCCCUCCUGGUACAAACACAAGGGCCUCAAGCUUGCUGGAACAUCGAACGAAUCGGAAAGGAAAAUUACUUAUCAUUCGGGGGUUGAGCUGCGCGACGUCGUGAAAACAGAAUCCAACGCUGCCCAGGUUAUACUAGCCAAUGGGAACAAAUUCGUCGUCGAUUUUGUCGUCCUCGCCAUCGGAGUACAAGCUCAGACAGAACUGGUCGAUGGCAUUUUGGAACUUAGUCCAGCAGACAGAGGCAUUUUAGUCGAUUCCAACAUGCGUUCAAUUUCUGAUCCAUGCAUUUACGCAGCUGGAGACUGCUGUACUACGCAUAAUUGGCCCUCUGAUGAGAUCCCAAAUUGGUUUCAGAUGCGUCUAUGGACACAGGCUAUUCAAAUGGGUAAAUAUGCAGCCAGAUGUCUUGUCAGUCAUUUAGACGAGCAAGAAGCACUGCUUGAUUUUUGUUUUACGACUUUUACUCAUUGUACCAGCUUUUUUGGCUUCAGAACGGCGCUUCUUGGAUUGUACAAUGCGCAAACGCUUCCCCAGCGCCAAGUUGAGAUCAUUUUCAGAGAGAACGGGUUCGAAAAUAAAACAACGCCAAAACGCAAAUAA
Oikopleura dioica is the source of this 1314-nucleotide messenger RNA. Lineage: Eukaryota; Metazoa; Chordata; Appendicularia; Copelata; Oikopleuridae. The record is from the annotation of a GenBank genome assembly.